CAGCUGCUCUGCCUGUAAGACUCAGGAAAAGGAGAACCUAGAAAGAUGUCCACCUUGAGAGUACUGCUGAGCUUAGCUUUGCUGGUCAUAUGUGCCAUGUGCGAAGCUUCCACUGGCAAGUUUAGCACGUGCUGUACCCAGGUCUCGGCUGGUAAACCUAGCCCUGACACCAUAAUUGAAAACUUCAUCAUCCAACCAAAAGAUCUUCCUUGUGUUCAUGCUGUGAUGUUCAUCACCAAUAAAGGGAAAAUUAUCUGCUCCACUCCCAGCGCACGCUGGGUUAAGCUGAAGGUUCAGGAAAUCAGGAAAAAGAAUGAAAAAGAAAAUAAUGAUCUAAAAAAUGAAGAUUGAAGACGUGAUCAUCGGCAGAGAGUUACAUAUAUCUGAGCUCCAGAGCACAAAUUAUUAUUAGUAAUUUAUAGAUAUUUAAUUUCAGGGCAGUCAAUAAUUUAUUCCUGUAAUAUUUUUGCAUUUUAGGAGUUAAAAACAUUUUAGUAUUUAUUCAGAUUUUGAAAGGUUGUUGUUUUUGUGGUUUAUAAAUCUGCAUCCUUGAAGGGGUUGUCCAACUGUUUACAAUUUUUGGUCUAUCCUCAGGAAAGGCCGUCAUUAACUGCUUGGUAGAAGUCUGACACCUGGCACCCCUGUUGAUCAGGGUAGCAGUAGCUCCUGGCCAGAACUACAAAGCUUCUCCUGUUGUGCAGUAGAGAGACCUGGUUACUGCGGAGAUGCUUCCAUGGAAGUGGUUGAGAGUGGCACUGCAGUAACUAAAUCCACUCGCUGCACAAUGGAGGUGUAGUUCCAGCACCAGAGAUACUGCAGUACAGUUGAUCGGUGGGUUUGAGGGUGUUGGACCCCCAGCCAUCAAAUAGUGAUGGCCUGUAAAGGGUUGGUCAACCCCAUUAAUGUCCACAAGUUCUUAUAUUUGUACCGAGCCUUCAUUAAUAUGUAGGCACAGUACCACGUAGACAUAUUAUAAUAUAGAAUGUAAUUGAAUUUCUAUUUCUGAUGCAUAUCUAUAAAACACAAUCUUCUUCCUAGAUAAAAGAUAUAACUUAUCUUUAUUUAUUAAAUAUUUAAUGAAAUAACCUAUAGAUGGGGUUUCAUGUUUUCACAAAUGUUAUUGUGCUGAAUAAUAGAUUUCAUAACCAAUUUUAAUGUACGUACAGCUUGGGCCAAUUAAAGAUUUAG
Messenger RNA from Bufo bufo (common toad), 1188 nucleotides. Its product is annotated as C-C motif chemokine 24-like. Gene Ontology annotation, biological process: immune response. The transcript is spliced from 4 exons. Gene Ontology annotation, molecular function: chemokine activity. Bases 46 to 351 code for a protein of 101 amino acids. Gene Ontology annotation, cellular component: extracellular region. The record is from RefSeq and is a predicted model, not a curated record. Lineage: Eukaryota; Metazoa; Chordata; Amphibia; Anura; Bufonidae.